Messenger RNA from Dioscorea cayenensis subsp. rotundata (Guinea yam), 1015 nucleotides. RefSeq names its product cysteine-rich repeat secretory protein 38-like. The record is from RefSeq and is a predicted model, not a curated record. Lineage: Eukaryota; Viridiplantae; Streptophyta; Magnoliopsida; Dioscoreales; Dioscoreaceae. The transcript has 3 exons. The coding region runs from base 1 to 864 and encodes 287 amino acids.
AUGGCUAAGCCACGUCAGAUCGCCGUUAACGGCGUUGACGUCAGUGACCAAAUUGAAAGCAAUUUAAAAGGCAGAUGCGCGGGAAAACCUGCUGUGACCGAGAGAUGUGCGGGAAAAACUUGCCUUAGUCAGCUACAUGAGAUCAUCAUCCUCUCUUCUCCUCUUUUCAUUCAUCAUUCUUGUCCACAAUGCAAUAGCCUCAGAUUCUCUCUUUUAACUUUUUGUUCAAACACCAACUACACAGCUGGUGAUGCCUUCUCUUCCAACUUAGACCAGUUAUUUUUCAUGCUAGCCACCAAAGGUCAACCAACCGGCUUCGCACUUGGCACAGUUGGUUACGGCCAGAACAAAGUCAACGGGCUCACACUCUGCCGUGGCGACGUCAAGCCUGCAGCAUGUGGAACAUGCAUCAGAAACUCUGCCACUCAACUACGUGAUCUAUGUCCUCUCAAGAAGAGCGCCAUCGUCUGGUUUGAUGACUGUCUUUUACGCUACUCGGACUUAGAAUUUUUCGGUGAGAUUGACAACAGUGAUACAUUCUAUAUGUGGAACGUUCAGAACGUGUCAGAUUAUUCGACGUUUAACAAUAAAGUUAAUGAACUUUUGAAUGAGAUUACACUGGUAGCUUAUGUUAAGCCAUCACUGUUUGCAACUGGAGAGAAGGAGAUAAAGAUUGGAGGAACGGAAGAGAAGCUUUAUGGUCUGGUUCAGUGUACAAGAGACCUUUCUGGGGAGGACUGCAAGAAGUGUUUGGAUGGUGCCAUUAGUCAACUUCCGAGCUGCUGUGAUGGUAAGAGGGGUGGAAGAGUAAUUGGUGGGAGUUGCAACUUUAGAUAUGAGUUGUACUCAUUCUAUGAUGUAUAAAUGUUAUAGUAUGAGAAUAUAUAUAUAUAUAUAUAUAUGAUGUAUAAUAACUAGGAUAUGUACUCUCUUUGGAAGAGGAGAGUAGGUAUUUCCUUCGCGCUUUCUCAAUGGGUUCUUGUGGUGUAUUCUAAUAAACAUUUGGCUUUGUUAA